Trametes versicolor FP-101664 SS1 is the source of this 1457-nucleotide messenger RNA. RefSeq lists its product as uncharacterized. The coding region runs from base 88 to 1083 and encodes 331 amino acids. Gene Ontology annotation, biological process: regulation of DNA-templated transcription. The record is from RefSeq and is a predicted model, not a curated record. Gene Ontology annotation, molecular function: DNA-binding transcription factor activity. The transcript has 2 exons. Lineage: Eukaryota; Fungi; Basidiomycota; Agaricomycetes; Polyporales; Polyporaceae.
CUCGCCCCUCCCCGCAUUCUGCGCCACAUUCUAGCCACGCUGGACACCCUGUCCUCCUCAUCCGCCCCCUCGUCUCCCGCUCCCGCCAUGUCCUCCAAGCGCGGCCGCAAACGCAACGACAAUCUCCCUCCAAACAGGGCGCGCGACGUACAAAGGGCCUUCCGUGCCAGGCGAGCCGCACAUCUCGAGGCUCUCGAGCAGCGCUGCUCCGAGCUCGAGGAAGAGAACAACACGCUCCGCGCAGCACUCAAUCUCCCCCCUGCUAAUCGCCCGCUUCUCGGCAAGGGGCCCACCGGCAAGGACAAGCCAAAAGGCAACAACAAAUCUCCCCCUGCAGAGGCGGGGAUCGCCUCGCUGCUGCCUUCAAUACCCGCCCUCACAUCCUCGGGCACCCUCCCUCCAAUGAGCCGCACAGAGUCACCACUGUCCACCGGAUCCACCAGUGCGCAUUCCAUGUCACCUGAUCCUCCCAUGAGCGCCGCCAUGUCUAUGCCUCAGCAAUCUGGGCCUGACAUGGACCCUACGGGAUGGUCGGAGUCCAUGUUUGGGGACAAGGAGUCAAACCCGCCGCUAUCUUCUUCUGCGUUCUCCCUUCCUUCGCCACCCGCCCAGGGCUCCCCAUUCGGCUCCAUGGGCCGCUCAACCACCAGCGAUCUGUUCUCGAAUUCUGUCCAAGACAAGUUCCCGGGUUUCUCGUCUUCGGACGAGAAAUCAUUCGGAUACCUCCCUCCAGACGAUCGACGAACAUUCUCUUACCCGCACUCCCUCCUCUCGGGCCCGCCUGCGGCCUCAUCAAUACCGCCCUCACUACAGCAGUCACACGGGGGCGGGGGCGGCGGCAACCACGACGUGAACCCGCCGAUGUCACUGCCGGCAUUUCUGCAGCGGCGCUCAGUAACAGAGCCCGACAGCUACCGCAACCUGCUCAACCAGCUCUCCCACGGCCAGUCGCAGCAAAACUCGCUCCAAACGCCCGCCCCGCGCAUGCCGUCCGCGAUGCUAAACGCGAUCGACUCCGCCAUGCCCGACUUCGACCUCCCCGGGGGCCCGGGCAACCAGCGGAGGUAUCCAGGGCUGCACUAGCCACGCUCGCGCGCGCCCGCUCGCGCCCUGCGCGUCCCAGGUCGUCUGCCCUGGAACGCGGAGGACCGAUGCGCCUGGCGCCGAGCCGUCACCCGCCCCCUCCCUCCCAUGCCGACCGCCGUAGACACUUCUAACUUUAGGGGAUCCAUCUGGAGAUUUUCCGUCUUGUAUCGUAUGUAUCGCUAUUCCCCGCGCGCCUCGCGCCCCCACUCUACCCCAUCACCACCACCGCCCGUCCGUUCUCGCACCACCACCACCACCGCACACCCCGACUAUCCCAUCUUCAGUCGCUGCGUCUCCGCCCCCAUCAUGAUCUUCUCUCCACCCGCCCUGUCUUGCGUUCUGCUGCAUUGUCUGCUCUGCUGUACGGUUAC